CAUAAAUUACAAUAAUUAAUUAAGUUAAUCCAUAAACCAAUACACAAUUAAACAGUGGAAAAGUGCUUUAUUAUCUGAUUAUACAUUGCUUUUCACUUGACCACCAAACAAAAUGCUUCCUCUACAACCCUUUCUCCCAUGGCUGUUUUCCCUCUUAUUCUUCUUACUUCCUUUCGUGGCAAUAAGCGCUGAAGAUUGCCCGGCAACAUCCUGUGGAGGCAUAACGAUUAAAUUCCCAUUUCAGCUACGCAACAGUAAUCGACUUCCAGGUGGCAACAGUUUUCGUUCUCGUUGUGGAUAUCCAGGUUUUGGUCUGGGUUGCAAUUCCCAAAGCCAGGCAAUUCUUUCUCUAGCGUCAGGCGCAUUUGUUGUUCAAGAAGUCGACUAUGCUAUCCAGGCCUUGUGGAUCAAAGACCCACAAGACUGUCUCCCAAAGCAGUACCUGCACGGGCUGAUAAGCUUCUCUGAUUCUCCUUUCUCUCCGGAUUCUUUCAACAACUUCACAUUUUUCAAUUGUUCUUCAAACGUCACGUUGCCGAGUAAUCGGUAUAGACCUAUUAGUUGCCUCAGUGAUCAUAACAACACGGUCAUAGCUUUGCCAACGAUGUUUUAUGAUGAGUCGAGGUUGCCGGAGAAUUCGUGUGAAGCAACUGCGACUGUUUCGGUUCCUGUUUGGGGGUUUUGGUCUAAUCUUGAAGACAGCUUAAAGUUGACAUGGAGUUCUCCGUCUUGUGAACUCUGUGAGCUGCGUGGUCAGGCUUGUGGCUUCAAGAAUAAUUAUGGUUUGGAGGUUGAUUGCUUGGAUCCUUCAGACUCCAAUGGCCUAUCAAGAGGAACCAGAUAUGGCAUAAUCCUUGGAGUUGGAAUACCAGGGGCCCUGUGCAUUGUUGGGCUCGGAUGUCUCCUCCGUAACAGGGCUAGAAAUUACAAUCAUAGUCAGCGCCACCAGCUCAACGCCGAAUUGUCCAACUCAGUUGCACGGCCGCAACGGGCAGCGACUGUGACCGGUCUCGACGGACCCACCAUAGAAUCGUACCCAAAAACUUUGUUAGGCGAGAGUGGACGACUGCCCAAGCCUAAUGACAACACCUGUCCGAUAUGCUUAUCUGAGUAUCAACCAAAGGAGACCUUGAGAACCAUACCUGAAUGCAACCAUUACUUCCAUGCUGAUUGCAUCGACGAAUGGCUCAAAAUGAAUGCCACGUGUCCGUUGUGCCGCAAUUCGCCAGAGAGUUCCGCUGGAACCCCUUUUUCUACCUGGACAUCUUCUCAUUCAUCGACAGGAUUAUCACCAUAGAACAAAGUUUCCAGUUGUAAAGGGAGUAUAUAAUAUAUGAUCACUUUCAUUGUGUACAAUGGAAAGAUAUUUCUGUGUCAUUGAAUUUUACUGUGGGAUACAUAGAGAAAAAAUCAAAGAAAAAAAAAAAAAUAUUGAAAUAAGGAGAUCUAGAGGCUUGUUCUUGCAAUACAUUAUUGUUUUGAUAUUGGAUCUAAUCCUCCUUGCUCAAAGUUAA
Mangifera indica (mango) is the source of this 1514-nucleotide messenger RNA. RefSeq names its product RING-H2 finger protein ATL20-like. The transcript is spliced from 2 exons. The coding region runs from base 113 to 1297 and encodes 394 amino acids. The record is from RefSeq and is a predicted model, not a curated record. Gene Ontology annotation, molecular function: polysaccharide binding. Lineage: Eukaryota; Viridiplantae; Streptophyta; Magnoliopsida; Sapindales; Anacardiaceae.